Aspergillus pseudonomiae is the source of this 1524-nucleotide messenger RNA. Its product is annotated as cytochrome P450. The record is from RefSeq and is a predicted model, not a curated record. Gene Ontology annotation, molecular function: oxidoreductase activity, acting on paired donors, with incorporation or reduction of molecular oxygen; monooxygenase activity; heme binding. The transcript has 8 exons. The coding region runs from base 1 to 1524 and encodes 507 amino acids. NCBI's taxonomy places the organism in Eukaryota, Fungi, Ascomycota, Eurotiomycetes, Eurotiales, Aspergillaceae.
AUGGCUUUUUCUCAACUAGUGGUGGCUCUAGUCACUUCAUGGCUGACGCACCGUGUCUAUCUCAUUGUAUACCGUUUGUAUUUUCAUCGGCUGGCGAAGUUUCCUGGCCCUCGACUUGCUGCGAUCUCAACUCUCUACCGAGCGUUUUAUCAGAUAUGGAAAGACGGCAAGCUGAUCGAGCAUGCCACAGAGCUCCAUGACCUAUACGGUCCUGUUAUUCGCAUCUCGCCCAACGAAUUACACUUUCGAAGCGUCGCCGCGUAUCAUGAUAUCUAUUCGGCCAAGUUCCAGGGCACCAAAGACCCCGACUACUAUGAGCAUUUGGGACAAUCGACCGCUCUGUUUGGCCUUGUCGAUCCCAUACAGCACGGCGCUAGGUUUCGCCUGGUGGCCCAUUUAUUCUCCAAGCGCCACUUUGACUCACUGACAGCGCGUAUAAAUGCGCAUAUCUCGCGCUUCUCCCAGCUGCUGUCGCUAUCCGCGCAGAACCAAGAGAUUUGCAACUUAUCAUUCGGAUUCAGAUCGGUCGCACUAGAUAUUGUGAAUGAUUUCAUUUUUGGUGACCUUCCCCACAAGUUCCGCCAGCUGAAAAACGAAACGUUUUUAGAGCCUCUGGCCGUGGGGACGUACGACGCCAUGAACUGGUGGAUCUGGCUCUCACGCAAUUACCCUACUUUGCUUUCUCUCAUUCAGAAAAUGCCUUCGUCUUGGCUGCAGUCUAUGACUCACGCAUUCGAAGCACCCAAAAUAGUCGUCGAGCUUGUCACGUCGAUGGUGGAUGAUGCUCUCACAGUCCGUCCAAAGGAUUGGCAUGAGCGCUUCUUUUAUUGCAUCGUACAUGGCCUCGAGGGGCAGAAUAGGAAUGGGUCGGAGUCAGCCAGCGUACCGUCUUCGGUGCUAGUCGAGGAGGUCAUGGGCACAAUGCUGGGCGGCGUGAUCGAUAUUGCGAAUAUCCUACCCUACGGAGCAUUCCAGCUUUCACAGAGCCCACAGCUCCAAGAUCGUCUUUAUGAAGAGCUCCGAGGUGCCUGGACGAACAUCACCGACCCAAUACCCGACUAUGAGACCCUUUGUACCCUUCCACUUCUGAAUGGAUUGGUGAAAGAAAGUGUACGAUUGACGCACGGCGUGAUCUCAGGACCUCCUCGUGCAGUAGGACCGCUAGGAGCUGUCAUUGAUGGGUACAGCGUUCCACCGAAGAGCGUCGUGACCACGACUUCACUGUACCUCCACAUGGAUGCCGAUGUCUUUCCCCAGCCCGAAACCUUCGACCCUCUUCGUUGGGUGACGGGGAAUCCCAAACAAAUGGAAAAUGCCAUCGUCGCCUUCUCCAAGGGGCGACGGAUGUGCCCUGCCAAGCAUUUGGCGUAUAUGGAAAUGUUUUCUAUCUUUGCCAUGCUGUUUCGCAGAUUCCAGGUGUCUUCCUAUGAGACCGACAUCCAUGAUUUCGACUACAGUGAGUAUCUUUCUCUCCAUUUUCGGGGGAAGCCUCUGCGGGUCAAACUGCGAGAGAGACCUUCGUAA